Messenger RNA from Lactuca saligna, 2337 nucleotides. Lineage: Eukaryota; Viridiplantae; Streptophyta; Magnoliopsida; Asterales; Asteraceae. The record is from the annotation of a GenBank genome assembly.
AUGAUGGCAGGAAAACUCAUAGUUUUCUUGUUCCAUCUCGCAGUCGCACUUUCACUAACUUCACACUCAUCAUCCCUCAACUUUACUGUCGACGACCCGAUUGAUUCUGAUGGAGUUGAAGACUUACUUCAUGGAUCGAUGAUGGUAGGAAAAUUCAUUGCUUUCUUGUUCCUCGCACUUGCACUGACUUCACACUUAUCAUUCAACAACUUUAGUGUCGACGGAGUUGAAGACUUACUUCAUGGAUCGAUAAUGGCAGGAAAAUUCAUAAUUUUCUUGUUCCUUCUCGCAGUCGCACUUCUACCGACUUCACUCUCAUCAUUCGACAACUUUAGUGUCGACGGAGUUGAAGACUUACUUCAUGGAUCGAUGAUGGUAGGAAAAUUCAUUGUUUUCUUGUUCCUCGCACUUGCACCGACUUCACACUUAUCAUUCCACAACUUUAGUGUCGACGGAGUUGAAGACUUACUUCGUGGAUCAAUAAUGGCAGGAAAAUUCAUAAUUUUCUUGUUCCUUCUCAGAGUCGAACUUCUACUGACUUCACACUCAUCAUUCUACAACUUUAGUGUCGACGUUACUAUUGAUUCUGGUGUUCUUGGGGCGAUAUUAAUUUGUAUGACAAGUUGUAAGUUGCCCAAGCGACUUCAAGACAUGUAUGAUGAGGAUGAUUUCAAAAAGGAUAUUGAUAUUUCAGAUUGUGACUAUUCUUUACCAACACAGCAACAAACUUUUAAUGGUGUCUUUAGCGAGGAUGUUGUUACCUUUUCUGACCUUCAAUCUACAGAGAACCCAAUCCCAAUGGUGGAGGAGUAUGGUCUGCUUUCCAAGAACAGAAAGUUGGACGGAUUUUUGGGACGGGAAUGUAAUUCUGCUUCAUCAACAAUAGAUCAUAAGUCUAGUGGUGAACAGCAGUUAGCAAUGGAGAAUGUAAAAUCAAACCAAUCAAAAGCUGCAAGGGCAAAUUCUCAUGAUGAAUGUGCAAAAGAUGAGAUGAUGAACAUAAAUGAGAACUCAAAAAAUGAGGAUGUUGAUAUUCAGGAUGAAAAUGUUGGUGGAACUGUCUCCCUUGCUUCAUGUUUAUCCAAACAAGGAGACAAGGAUUUUGCUACGUGGCCACGGGACCCACAUAGGAAUGUUGAAUACCAAAUCUCCAUCUCCCAGUUCCAAUCAAAUGACAUUAUUCAGAGGCGAGUUGAUGAUGACAUGCUGGUUGGUUUUCUAAAAAGGAAAAAUUCAUUGCAUGAGCAUGAGCUUCAAGCUAUUGAGGAUAAACAAGUCCUUAGAACUGGGCAUCUCUGCUUCUUACAAUCCAAAAGAAGCAAUAAAGAUGGAAAAAAGAAGCCAUUAAUUUCCUAUGAUAUUGAUGCUUCUCAAGUUACAAGGGCCAGGUCUUGGGGUUCUAUGAAAGAAUGUCCACUUGGUGCUACUGCUAACCACAAAGAAGACGGAAUGGAAGUCAAUGGGAAGGAUGAUGAUUUGAAGACACCACUUCUAAAUCCCUCUGAUGUUGUUGCAAUUGAUAGUAAAUCAAUCCAUAGUGUCAAUCAAGGGAUUAAAACCAUUACAUUCAAAAUAGGUGGAAUAGAAUAUGCAUCAUGUUCAUCAUCCAAUGAGUCUUUACUUGUGGAUCUCAAUGGUGUGUCACCACUUCAAGGCCAGGGUGUAGUUUCAGAACAUGUUGAUGUAGAAGCAAUCAAAGAAACUAUUGAAGAUGCAGGCUUUGAAGUCAAAGAAUUUUCAAACUUUGAAGUAAAUUCUAAAAAGAUGUUGGAUCCUGUCACCAUGUGCCCUAGGGAAUCAGAUGGUUUAGCCUUAAACCAAUCUUCUGAGUGUUGUAUUCUUGUUAAACCUAAGCAACUGAAGUUUCAUGAAACGGAUGGAUGCAAUUCAAAUAAAGGUAGUAGUCUGCUUUCCAGGAUUAGAGAACUGUUGGGCAGUCCCUCAAUGAAUAUGGAUUAUGCUUCAUUAAAAGAUGAUAAAACCAGUGAGCAGCAGUUGAAGUCUGCAAUGAUACGUUCUCAUGAGGAUUUUGAUGUGUGUACAAGUACAGAGACGAUGAAUAUCGAUUUGGACUUGGAUCUGAAUCCAUUGAUGGAGGAGAGUCUACUUCCCAAGAAUAGAAAACUCGAUGGAUUUUUAGGACAGGAAUGUAAUUCUGCUUCAACAAUAGUAGAUCAUAAAUCCAGUGAGAAGCAAUUACCAAUGGAGAAUGUAGAAUCAAAUAAAUCGAAAGUUGCAAUGACACGUUCUCAAGACAACUUUGAUGAGUGUGCAAAAGACGAGAUGAUGGACAUGGAUGAGUACAGAAUGGUGGAGGAUGUUGAGCACAACCCUUAG